AUGAAUCAGUUAAUCUUUGUUGGCUGUCUCUUGCUCUGCUCCGUGGUACAGGCAGCCUUCCAGGACUUUGUGAUAGGACCAGAGUCCUAUUUGGGGGAUAUAGAACCGCCCGUUGAAGAGGAUCAGCUUAUGGACGAGGACGAUGCAGAGCAAGAUGUGAUGGUGUCCUUUCAAGACGUACAAAGGCAUGGCGUGGUGGAUACCAACCUAUUGUUGAAGGCUCUUAUGCAGCAUGCCAAUCGUUUGGGCAUGAGUUUGGAUGAGCUAGCUGCCAUGAAUAUGGGAGGAGACGAUGAGGUGUAUGCUAACCAACUGGGCUGCUCGCCGGACCAAGAUGAAUUCAACUACCAGGAGAGACCCACCUGGCGGGAUGUGCUUUUCAACUAA
This is a messenger RNA of Drosophila kikkawai, 387 nucleotides long. RefSeq lists its product as uncharacterized. The record is from RefSeq and is a predicted model, not a curated record. NCBI's taxonomy places the organism in Eukaryota, Metazoa, Arthropoda, Insecta, Diptera, Drosophilidae.